Colletotrichum navitas is the source of this 2769-nucleotide messenger RNA. Its product is annotated as DFDF domain-containing protein. Gene Ontology annotation, molecular function: mRNA binding. Gene Ontology annotation, cellular component: P-body. Gene Ontology annotation, biological process: P-body assembly; deadenylation-independent decapping of nuclear-transcribed mRNA. NCBI's taxonomy places the organism in Eukaryota, Fungi, Ascomycota, Sordariomycetes, Glomerellales, Glomerellaceae. The record is from RefSeq and is a predicted model, not a curated record. The transcript is spliced from 3 exons. Bases 449 to 2605 code for a protein of 718 amino acids.
GGGCAGUAGCUACCCGCCACCAGACGACAUCCGCGUGACCUUUUAACUAGGACCUGCACUUGUUGCCCUGCGCUUACCUUCCCCUGUGCAUGCCUUAUCGAUAAGGAUUGGGGGAAAAGUUAAGGGAACCUAAACCAACCCAGCUAGUGAAUCCGUCCGAGGGGGAGAUUUGGGUGAAGGAAGCUGUCUGGGACUGGUUCCUUCGUUAAGAUCAGGGUCGACGCACAAAUCCCUCUCGACGCCAACCUCACCAACGCCCUCCGCCAACAUAUAUCCACCGCCUUAUCUACAUAGGGGCCUUUCUUGGCGACCUGCGAUAUUUCCAGAGCUUUAAGCGAACCCAAUUCCCACCACCAGCUCUGUCUGCACGACCCACAACGCAUCUAUCGCGGUGCAUCCCGAUCCCGUCAACGACUUGGCAUCCAGGCGUUGUGAAGCACCCGGCACCAUGGAGUUCAUCGGCUUGCAAAUGAUGGUGACGCUAAGGCAGCCUUCCGGAACGAUGCUGAAGGGCACCGUGAGCGCCAUACAGGCUGGCAACAGCCUCACGCUCAGCAACGUCUUUACCCUUGGAACGAACCACUGGAUGCCCAGAGUCGUCAUUGAUGCUGCCAACAUCCUCGAACUUUCAGAAUUCAAGGAGGAGGCCGCGCCCAACACCUUUACUGCGCCAGGUCUUAGUCCCGUUCCCGCUCCCGUCAUCACCCAACCCGCGCAACCGGCCUUCACGGAUCCUGCGAUCCUGAGUAUGGGAAAUCGCCCUGGCUCCGAUAUGAGAAGCGGAAGCGAGAAGCAGACUCUACCAGAAGUUAUGCCUCAGACCACUGCUGCCGAAACCAAGGAUCCACGGCCUGGGCAGCCGGGGGUUCUCUCUGCUGUGCACCUCAUGGGGGGCUCUCGAGACGAUGUAGUGAGUCUUAGCGAGACUUUGCAGGAAUUGGACGUGGAGGAGCAUACCCCUACUGCGAGGCAAUAUGCGGCGGAGAGCAGCGGAGUGCCGCAGGACGCCCACGAGGUCCAGGGCCAGCCGCAAAAGAAGAAGAACCGGCGGCGAGAGAAGCAACGAGCUCCACGGAAUAGCACGGCAGACGAAACCAUCCCGGAAAUCACUCCGAUGCGCGGCAACGCAGCAACCCGUGGGAAGGGGUGGAGACAAACGCCCAUGCUGCAGAGCUCGCCCUCAUUUCAGCCCUUCAACUCGUUGAAGCGCGGCAUUAAGGGGAAGAAGGACCUUCCUGAGAAUGGCUGGGCUUCUGAAGAUGUCACAGAAGAGAUGGCCGAGUUCGACUUUGAGAACAACCUAGCCAAGUUCGACAAGCGCACCAUCUUCGACCAGAUGCGUAAGGAAGAUCUGAUCGACGAGGCAGACCGCUUGGUAUCGCACAACCGCCGACCCAAGCCUGGAACUGCCGGAGGCAAAAACUUUCACUACUCGGAGAAUGUGCUCGAGAUGCCAUCUGUGUCAUCAAACGCGCAUCAGGACUUCUGGAACAGCGAGGCUGACGAUGCCGCCAACGGAGUUGAUCGACUGAGCGGGCGUGACGUCCGGAGUGCGCAGAGUAGCCGUAGGGCGGACAGCAAAUCAGGGGCGACUAAGAGAUCGCAGUCGCGGAAGGCAAGUGCGCAACUCAACAGCCAGCCCCUGAAUCGCGUCAACUCCAACCACAUUACGCAGCCAGGCUUCUAUCUUGUGCCGUCAAACCGACGCCUUGAAACCGUUUCGGCUCUUCAGAUGCUCAACCUGGAGAACAUUGCGGCCAAUGAGAUUGGACUCACGGAAGACAUGAUGGCCGAGAAUGCAGGCCGAGGUCUCGCUGAAGUAACACUGCGGGCGCUUGAAGACCCCGCGAUACAGGUCCGGUUUGGCACUGGUGGCGCCAAUGCUCAAAACAACAGCUUGGCGGCGUCUGCUACAAUCGUUAUUCUCGCCGGCAACAACAAGUCCGGCAUAAGAGCCAUCUCAGCAGCCCGGCAUCUGCGGAACAAGGGCCUCAAUAUACUCGUGUGCGUCGUCGGCAUCGAGCGCGAGCGUGACUUGCUGGAAGACAUGCGACAACAAAUCAGAAUCUUCCGGAACUUUGGGGGCCGCGUGCACAAUAAGCUCGAACUAUUCGAACAGCUCCGAAAGACAGCCUCAACCCCAGCGACAUCAGUGUCCCUCAUCAUAGAUGCUCUCCUGGGCUUGGCGAUUUCAUUCGAAGAGCUGCGGACCGGGGACCAAGCUACCGUGUAUGAAUUGAUAGAAUGGGCCAACCGUAACGAGGCCUUCGUUCUCGCAGUCGAUGUGCCAACUGGUAUCGACCCAUCGACCGGAAAAGUCAGCAUUAUCGAUGGUGGUCGUCUCUACGUAAAGCCUCGUUACGUGGUGGCGAUGGGCGCCCCGAAGAAGGGACUGCUUGAAGCAAUGGCUCCUGUUUCGGACUCGGAUCCUACUGGCGCCGAGACCGCCGCUGCCGAGGAGGAAGACUGGAAGUUGUUUAUUGCUGACAUGGGUCUUGGCGCUACGGUGUGGAAGAAGGCCGGAACCAAGAUCAGAAGAGGUAUCGAUUUUGAUGAUAAAUGGGUUCUGCAGAUGCGAUACCAACCGGCGCACUCACAGGACUAAGAAUCGUUCACCAUGAUGGAAAUAGGCGCCCGGGAAAAGAAAAGGAGCAAAAACGGAGUUGGUUUGGGAAACGGGCGAAAAGAGAAAAGCGAGGUUUUAUUUCUACUGCAUCACUUAGGCGUUCUUGUCGCUCAACAAUCGGAAGACGGCAUAUGGGGAACAGG